Messenger RNA from Nicotiana tabacum (common tobacco), 1383 nucleotides. The record is from RefSeq and is a predicted model, not a curated record. NCBI's taxonomy places the organism in Eukaryota, Viridiplantae, Streptophyta, Magnoliopsida, Solanales, Solanaceae.
AUGGCAAAGCACAACAAAGCAUGGCAUUCAGAGGAUACUACCGGAGAAAUCUCAUAUGACUCUCCUUCCUUGAGCAACUUAAUCAAGGAAAAUCAAGAGAGGGAUCAAGUGAUUGCCGGGCUUGCAACAAAUGUAAAUGUGCUGACAAAGAUGUUUACCGAUAAUCAGACAAAAAAAGUGAAUGCAGUUGAAGAUGUCCAACCCAUCUUAGAUGAAAAUUUUGAGGAAGCAAAUUAUAUCAACAACCCUCAAGGAGGGUAUCAAAGGCAACCCUACCAUGGUCAAGGGCAACAAAGCCAGUGGAGGCCAAACCCGCAAGGGCAAGGCAACCAACAAUGGAGAAAUGAUCAAGGUAACUCGCAUCAAGGAAAUUGGAACAACAACAACAACUUUGCAAACCGGAGCUCCAACCCGUAUGUUCCCCCAAAAGGUCAUUAUGCAAAUCAAGGGUCGUCAAGUGAGUCAAAGUUAGAAAGCAUGCUUGAAAGAGUAUUGCAAAACCAAGAAAAGUCUGACGCGUCCAUGAGAAACAUGACCGAAGUUGUUGGCUCUCACACCGCAUCUAUCCAAAAGUUAGAGAUGCAAAUGAGAGACCUUUCAAGAGAGCAAAACCCAAAGCAAAAAGUGCAACUUCCUAGUGAUACCAUUGCGAACCCGAAGAGUGGUGGAAGUGGCCCAACUUCUCACGUCAUAGCAAUAACUACUAGAAGAGGGAAGGUUUUACAAGGUGACAUUGAGCAAGAGGUUAUUGGGGAAGAAGCCGAACAAGAAGUUGAAGCAGAAGAGCAAGGAGUUGUUGAAGUUGAAAGGGUGCCAGAAAAAGAGAAGGUGCAAGAAGUGAACCAAGAAGGGGUGAAGGAAAAGGAGAAGGAGACAUCAAAAGCUCCACCUCCUAUUCCUAGACCUCCUCUGCCUUUUCCUCAAAGACUUAUUAGAAGGGUUGAUGAUAGAAAACUUGAGAAAUUCUAUGAUAUUCUAAAGCAGUUGUCGGUGAACAUUCCAUUCUUUGAGGCUUUUCAAGAAAUGUCGGGCCCUGUCCAAAAGAAAGAGGACCCGGGAGCAUUUACUAUUCCAUGCACUAUCGGGGAGCGUGACUUUGCAAAAGCCCUUUGUGACAAUGGGGCUAGCAUCAACUUGAUGCCACUUGCCAUCUACAAGCAAGUGGGAUUAGGGAUGCCGAGGCCAACAAGCAUGAGGUUACAAAUGGUUGAUCGAUCUAUUAAGCGACCGGUAGGAAUUGUUGAUGAUGUGAUUGUGAAAGUUGGAAAAUUCCAUUUGCCCGCCGACUUUGUAAUUCUUGACUGUGCUGUUGAUAAAGAUAUCCCUAUCAUCUUAGGGAGACCAUUCCUAGCCACAGGAAGAGCACUCAUGGAUUCAGAGUGA